GCGAUAAAAAACAACCUUAUUGGACCGAAUCUUCGAAUUCUGGAUACGUCGUGGUACCUAGCGAAAUUAAAACGCGAUGCAAACGCGGAAUUUAACGAACAGCACAUACCUGGAACUUCGUUCUUUGAUAUUGACAAAUGCUCCGACAAAACUUCCUCGAUGGAUCAUAUGCUCCCAACUGCAAGCUACUUUGCUGAGUAUGUGGGGGGUUUAGGUAUAGGAAACGAUACACAUGUAGUAGUGUACGAUACCAGCGAUUUUGGGUCAUACAGCGCACCCCGCGUGUGGUGGAUGUUCCGGUUAUUUGGGCACAAUUCUGUGUCGGUCCUGGACGGUGGUAUGAAGAAUUGGCUGGCCGAGGGGCAUUCGGUCACUGCAGAAUACACCAAGCCAGGACAUGCGGAUUUCAAGGCGACCGCCAAUCAAUCAUGGGUCAAGUCGUAUGAAGAUGUGCUAAAAAACAUCGAGACCAAACAGGUGCAAGUGGUUGACGCAAGAUCCGCCGGCAGGUUCCGGGGAACCGAACCAGAACCAAGAGAUGGUUAGUAGGAGCAUAUGCAAAGAUGUAUUUUUUCCUCCUAGAAUUGAUUACAUUUGAUGGUAUUAUACAUUUUUGCUAAUAUGAUUUAUUAAAUGUCAGAACAUUAUAUUUUGCACAUUCAUUUUUUAUCAAAUCUGAUCUUCCUUCUUUCACUCUCCUUAUCAUUUUAUUUAUUUCUCUCACACACAGACACUGAGCCUGGCCACAUUCCUGGUACUAUCAACAUGCCUUUUGCCAAGUUCAUGGAUGCCUCAGGCAAGGAGUUGGAGCUUGAAGUGCUGGCAAAAAUGUUCCGGGAGGCUGGUUGGACUUGGAGAAACCGUUCUGGGUAACCUGUGGGUCAGGGGUCACUGCAUGCCAUGUGGUUCUGGCUGCUCACCUGCUGGGACAUUCAGGGUCGGUGUCUGUAUAUGACGGGUCAUGGUCUGAAUGGUUCAAAAGGGCUGCUCCUGAGCAUGUCAUCUCUGAGGGCAAGGGAAAGCAAGUGUGAUGUGGAGAUGAGCACUAAGGGAAAUACUGUUGAAUUAGUUACAGCUCAGUAGCAGGGACGGGACACUAUGAUUCACAAAAUAAGUUACAGAUUGCACAAAAUAUGAAGGGUUUUAUUGAUUUUGACUGAAGAUUUUGGCUGAGUUGUAUGAAUGGCUCGGUGUGAAAGAGGUCAACGUUCAAGAGACCAUGAAUACAGUAUGCCUAUGUAUCUAUUCAUGAUGUCCAAUAAAGGUGUUACAAACUAUGCUAUAUUAAUCUAUUAAUAUAGAUUAGAAGGAUGGGAUGUUUGAGGUAUUCAGGUUAGAACUGGACUAUGGAUGAGUUGUACGCUCCUACUUAGGUGCUUGCAGCCUGGCAACGUUAUCUUGUUGAUGUUGCCACUGCCAGACAUUUUCUAAGCGACUUUUAAACUGAGACUUGUUGAAAAUGCACCAUGAAAAUGUACUUUUUAUGUAGUUGCCUUGAUGUGACCUUGUUAUGAGAUGUAGGCCCAGGAAAUGUCAAGGGUUUUUUCUAAGUGCAGUUUGGUUUUAGUAUUAACAGAAGUUUCUGUCAGUUCGACUGCAGGAUGUCACUUUGUUUAAUUUGUACAAUAAAAAGAUGGCACCUACUGUACAAAGUUCUCUGUAUUGUCUUUUUUUCAAAGUAUGAAGUAUGACAAUUGUUACCAUAGACAGUAGUCCUUUGUACAACUUUGUCUUUGUACAACUUUUGCUUAUUCAGGGUAAAUAUUUACCUUUGGUUAGACAAGAAGUAAACGUGAAGACUUCAAUGUCCAACGUGUCUACUUUUUACACUCCUCCAAGGAGUGCUCUGCAGUGUUUUGUCAUCUGUUAAGUUUUUUCUUACAGGUCGACAUCGUGCUACGA
This is a messenger RNA of Coregonus sp. 'balchen', 1902 nucleotides long. Lineage: Eukaryota; Metazoa; Chordata; Actinopteri; Salmoniformes; Salmonidae. The record is from the annotation of a GenBank genome assembly.